Molecule: messenger RNA, 462 nt
Organism: Enterobius vermicularis (human pinworm)
Lineage: Eukaryota; Metazoa; Nematoda; Chromadorea; Rhabditida; Oxyuridae
Source: the annotation of a GenBank genome assembly
AUGGCCGAUGUACAUGAACGUACCUUUUUGGCAAUCAAACCAGAUGCCGUUCAACGAGGCCUUAUUGGUACAAUUAUUCAACGUUUUGAACAACGUGGCUAUAAACUUGUCGGCUUAAAGUUUAUGCAUGCAUCUCGUCCACAUUUAGAGGAACAUUAUGCUGAACAUAAAGGAAAACCGUUCUUUGAGCCGCUUGUUAACUACAUGCACUCGGGCCCUGUUGUAGCAAUGGUAUGGGAAGGAUUAGAUGUAAUUCAACAAGCUAGAAAUAUGUUGGGUGCGACAAAUCCUUUAAAAUCCAAUCCAGGUACCAUUCGCGGCGAUUUUUCAAUUCACAUGGGUCGCAACGUUGUUCACGGAUCAGACUCACUAGCUUCGGCUAAACGUGAAAUUGCACAUUGGUUUAAACCUGAAGAAUUAGUGGAAUGGUCCCCAGACACCACGAAGUGGAUAUACGAGUAA